AUGGAGAAGCAGCUGGAGCAGUUAGCAGCCUUGUUGGUGCGGCAAGCAGAUGCAGCAGAACGGGCCCAGAAGGAGUCUCAACGCAGGGAAGAACGCAUGAGUAAACUCCUGGAGGGCUUGGUGUCUCAGCAAACCCACGCCGACGGUACAACAGCACACUCUGCCGGCGACAACAGCACAAGCAACGAGUCCCUCGACAAUAGCAGCACACCGGCUAGAUUUCCCGUCACCGCUGCAACGGCACCACGUCUGGCAUCAUCUGCGUCCUUGCAGCAGCACUCUUCUCUCCUGGACGACGAGUGGACGCGGAUCCUUCGUUACGUCAUCAGUGUGGAAGAAGACGCCGACCUGGACGAGGUUUUGGAUGCCAUGGAGUGUUACCUUCGGGGACAGCGUAACAUCAUCGUUGAUAGGAGGGACUUCUACUCUCGGGUGCAAGAACCGGGAGAAAGUUUUGACGACUUUCUUUGUGCUAUUAAGGAAAUAGCGAACUUCAGCGACUUUUGUGACAAGUGCCUGGACAAUAGACUGCGUGAUCGCAUUGUGGUCGGUACGAGUGACGAGGUAGCUUUGAUACGCAUGUUAGAGGACCGAAAGCUAACACUACAAACAGCGAUUGAUCUGUGUAGAGCAUCCGAAAGUGCAAACCAGUGUAGUGCCGUGAUCAGGGGCUCUGCAGGUCAUACAGUGAACAAGGUGUCCAAUUACAAGAAAAUGCAGAAAACUGGCACCAAAGUAAAAACUGGUACUAUGUGUUACCGCUGUGGAAAAGACUGUCGCAGUGGCAAGCAGGGGUGUCGAGCAGUUAACAGAAACUGCACUAAGUGUGGUAAACGAGGGCACUUUGCAGUUGUGUGUCAGUCAGCUGUGCAAGUAUCGUGCCGCGAAGCUUUUAAGCACCUUGUGAAUCCCUCGCUAAAACCCUCGAGUGCCAAGCGUAACCGUAAGACGGUGUACCAGUUCCUUGGAGGCGUGUAUACCAGACGAGUGACCGCGCGCCCCGCGCCACGGGUUAAAGUUGAGGCCACGCACCCUGCAGGACGUGACACGGUCGUGUGGACACCAGAUUCCGGGGCAGAAACGACUGUAAUUUCUCUGUCUACCCUGAACCCUGUUGAUGACGACAUUUUUGCUGCUGGUGAACAGCCACUCACCUGUUUGGGAACCUUCCAGUCACACCUGGAAUUGGGUGAGAAACAGACAGAGACAACAGUGACAGUCGUCAAGGAGAUCAAGGGAGCCUUACUCAGCUGGUACGACUCCAUCGCUCUUGGGAUUCUGCCAGAAAACUUUCCUGCCCAGAUUAACGCGAUUCAGCAACCGAAGAAACGACGCUGCCAGGAACAGAAGGUCGAACCACGAUCACUUUCGGCGGCACCAUCAUCAGCAGAACUACCGACCCGACACCGUCACAUUACGGCUCCACGAACGAUUCCCUACGCCUGGCGUCAAGACAUCAAGCAUCAGUUGGAUGAACUACUAGACAAGGACAUAAUUGAGAAGGUUGACUACCCGACGGAUUGGUGCCAUCCUAUUGUGCCGGUGCCUAAGAAGCCAUCAGGUGUGAGACUGUGUGUCGAUCUCACUCGUCUUAAUCGUUACGUGAGAAGACCAGCGUAUCCUGUUCGCUCACCCCAUGACGCUAUAUCUUCUAUGGGAUCUGCGGCAUGGUUUACUACCCUCGACGCCAAGAUGGGUUACUUUCAAAUUAAGAUCGCAGACGAGGAUCAAGACCUGACGUGCUUCAUAACACCCUGGGGCCGGUUCAAGUUUAAACGUGCUGUCAUGGGGCUAGUCUCGUCAGGAGAUGAGUACAACCAACGGGGUGACAAAGCACUUGGAGACAUCCCGCAAACCAUCAAGAUCGUGGACGAUAUUCUGGCCUACGACACAACGUAUAAAGACCAUCUUGCACACGUCAUCAACAUUGUGCAUCGUUGUGAUCAGCACGGCGUCACUUUGAACAAAGGAAAAUUCAAGUUUGGAGAAAACAUGAUCGACUUUUGUGGCUACACCAUCUCACCUUUAGGAUACACCAGUGAUGCGCGGAAGACGCAGGCGAUUGCUGAUUUCGAGGCCACAAAACAUCACUGA
Molecule: messenger RNA, 2094 nt
Organism: Portunus trituberculatus (swimming crab)
Lineage: Eukaryota; Metazoa; Arthropoda; Malacostraca; Decapoda; Portunidae
Exons: 3
Coding region: 1-2094 (697 amino acids)
Molecular function (GO): zinc ion binding; nucleic acid binding
Source: RefSeq, a predicted model, not a curated record